AUGUAUAUAUAUAAUAAGCCACACGUCGACCCAGACGACGCAGAAACGGGAACAACGAACAACACAGAGCAGGCCUCUUCGUCAUCCCAUCUCCAUCAACUCAACUCGCCCCCCAGCCCCUCCACCUUCCCGCGGCGGCCCUCCAAUAUCUCCUCCACCGCCAAGGGCGCCAUAUCCAAUCGCCCCUCCAAGAGCAGGAGGCAUUCUCUCUCUUUCUCCCUCCCUCCCCUCUUCUUCCAACCACCGAACUCGUCGUCGGCCUCGCUCGUCCCCUCGACCGCCGAGGGUAAGCCGAUCCCCCUCGACGACUCUACCGCCGCGCACCGCACGUCGGCUCUACGCGAGCUGAACAGCAACUACCCGUCACCAGUCAACCGCCACCGCCACCGAUACGCCAAGUCGAGCGGUGCACAGAGCAGCACCUACUCGCAGCCCGUCAUCGUCCGCACCUACAGCGGGCCCUCGCCCUCGCAGGCCUCGUACAGCGCCCACUCAUACCACCACCGGCCGCCGAGCGCGACCCGAGGCGGCGGCUCGCGGAGGAUCCCCCUACCGCUGCCGGCCCGGGCCCACUCGUACCUCUCGGGAGGCCGCCCCGCCAAACCGACCAUAAGUGGGGCCGGUAGUUUGGGAACCGUCGGCGGCGCACCUCCUUCAGCGGGCAAACAUGGGCAGCACGUAGCCAACAUGCCACGCGCCCAUGCCAAGAAAAGCAAGCUGCCCUGGCAGUGGCAGCUGGGGUCGGCCCAGCCGCAGCAGGGGCAGCAGGGGCAGCAGGGGCACGACGAGGCCAAGCUCCCGCCCCUCGAGGCCUUCUCGUUCAAGAGCUUCAUGGCCGACUUCCAGGCCGAGGACGGCGGGGCCGGUGGGAGCAUCGGUGCCGACCUCGACCGCAUCGCCGAGAUCUGCGCGCGGUCGAGGUACAGCCUGAGCAACCAGUACGAGGUCCACGUCGCCCCGCACGGCUCCGGCUCCGCGUUCAUGAGCCCGGGGGUGUCGUCGUCGGCGGCGGCGGCGGGCGGGAGGAGGAAAGGCAACAACGGGACCCACGCGCCCAUGGGCAUGGGCGGCCCCACGCUCCAGGCCAUCAACUCGGACGACGACGACAACAACGGCAACGGCAACGCCGGCGGCCGGUCGCACCGCAAGCGGAGGAGCGGCGCGCGGCGCAGGAGCGUCGCGUACGGCACCCUGGAGACCAUCAUGUCCUCGAGCCGGUCCUCGGAGGAGGAGAAGGCCAAGAAGAAGAAGUCGGCCGCCGAGAUCGCCGACGAGGUCCGCGGCCGCGCGAUGCGCAAGGGCUCGGACCCUCCGGCCGCGGCGCCGCUGGCCGAGGAUUCCAAGAGCGGCAGCAGCGGUGGGACCAGCGGCUCCGUAGCUGCGCAGCCGGAGGGGCCGGGCGGGAGGGGCCUCGCCAGGAAGAAGUCGGCGUCCUUCGCCACGGCCGUCAUGGACAGCACCCGGCUGCAGCACACCACCCCCGCCGGCCAGAGGAAGAAGAAGAAGGGCGCGGCGACGAUGACGACCGCUACCACUACCGCCGCCGCCGCCGCCGCCAUCACCUCCUCGCCGCGCGGGUCGGCCGCCACGCUCGUGAGCGAGCCCGCCCUGCCGCAGACGUCGAUGGGCCACCUCGAGAUCCGGACCGCGCCCGAUGACGGGUCCGCGGAACCCCGAUGCCCCGAUGCCGUCGUCGUCGGCGGCCUGCUGCCCCGCCCGGAGGACCUCAGGCCGUCGGCGAGCGGCGGCUACGUGCCCGGCUGGAGCGCCUGGAUUCCGUGGCGGAGCGGUGGCGCGUCGGGGCCGAACCGGCGAGGAGGCGUCGGCGGCGGUGGCGCGAGCCACGCCGAGGGGAGUCUCCGCCAGCUGCUGAAGACAGUCGACGCCAAGGACAAGGGCAUGGACAAGGGCAAGGCGGUCGAUCGGGAGGACCCGGUCGGGAAGUCGCCGGAAGGUCCCUGA
Messenger RNA from Phialemonium atrogriseum, 1962 nucleotides. RefSeq lists its product as uncharacterized. The transcript has a single exon. The record is from RefSeq and is a predicted model, not a curated record. NCBI's taxonomy places the organism in Eukaryota, Fungi, Ascomycota, Sordariomycetes, Cephalothecales, Cephalothecaceae. Bases 1 to 1962 code for a protein of 653 amino acids.